AUGACUUCAGAAAAUUUUAAAACGCUUUAUGUUAGUGAUACUGGUAAUAAUGCAGAUUCUGUGGAAUGGUGUCCCAUUUCACCAUAUAAAAAUUCAUUUGCAUGUGGUACUUAUCAUUUAAUUGAAAGCAAUGAAAAACCUGAUGAAGAAAAUGAUAAUAAUGCAUGUACUAGAAGUGGAGGUGUAAUCAUUUACACAAUAUGCAAAGAUCGAUUGGAAAAAAAUUGCCGAGUAGAUUGCCCUGCUGUUUUAGACAUGAAAUGGUGUAAUGAAAAAGUGAAUGAUGAUAUUGUUUUAGCUGUUGCAAAUGCAUCUGGUGAAGUUGUCACAUACACGUUUAAAAAUUACAUUUUGAAAUUUUUAUCAAAAUGUUCGAUUAAAACCCAAAAAGAUUAUUUAAUAUUGGCUUUAGAUUGGACUAAGAAAAACGAUGAAAAUUUAAUUUGCUGCAGCGAUUCGAAAGGAAAUAUUUCUAUUAUUAAAUUUUUAAAUAACACUUUAACCAUCAUAAAGGAAUGGAAUGGCCACUCAUUAGAGGCUUGGGCUGUUUGUUUUGAUUCUUUUCAAAAUAAUAUCAUUUAUUCAGAUGAAGGAGUUUUCAAAAUGUGGGACACAAGAAAAGAUAAUUCUGGUGAAAUUAUGACAUCAAAAACACAUGGAGCUGGAGUAACCGUUUUAAAUUCAAAUCCUUUUGAUGAAUUCUCACUGGUUAGCGGAGGCUACGAUGAAAACGUUUUCUUUUGGGAUACGAGAAAUUGGAAAUCACCGCUUAAAACGAUCACAGCCGGCGGUGGAUUAUGGAGACUAAAAUGGCACCCGAGCGGUAAACAAAAAUUUUUAUUGGCAGCUUGCAUUUACGGAGGAUUUCAAAUUUAUGAUCUUUCAUCUUAUAAAUCGAUAAGCGAAUAUAAAGAACAUGAAAGCAUGGCGUACGGAGCAGAUUGGUCUUAUUUAAAUCAAAAAGAAAUGGAAGAAUUAUUAGGAUGCAGUCAAUCUAGUUUAAUUGCUACUUGUUCGUUUUACGACCGGAAAUUGUGCGUGUCCACUUGGAGCCAAAAUUCAAAUAAAUAA
Messenger RNA from Pediculus humanus corporis (human body louse), 1071 nucleotides. RefSeq lists its product as uncharacterized. The record is from RefSeq and is a predicted model, not a curated record. Lineage: Eukaryota; Metazoa; Arthropoda; Insecta; Psocodea; Pediculidae. The transcript has 2 exons. The coding region runs from base 1 to 1071 and encodes 356 amino acids. Gene Ontology annotation, molecular function: protein binding.